Molecule: messenger RNA, 4267 nt
Organism: Rhea pennata
Lineage: Eukaryota; Metazoa; Chordata; Aves; Rheiformes; Rheidae
Gene: ARHGAP18
Product: Rho GTPase activating protein 18
Exons: 15
Coding region: 61-2019 (652 amino acids)
Biological process (GO): regulation of actin filament polymerization; regulation of small GTPase mediated signal transduction; signal transduction
Cellular component (GO): cytoplasm
Molecular function (GO): GTPase activator activity
Source: RefSeq, a predicted model, not a curated record
CGCCCCGCGGCCUCGUCGCCCCGCGCCGGCGCCCUCGGGAGCUAUGCGGCCGCGCACACCAUGAGCUGGCUGUCCGGCUCCCGCGGCGUCGUGCUGACGGCCUACCACCCCAGCGGCGACCCCGGCGGUCGCAGGUCUGGCCAGUACACAAUGAACCAUGAAGACCCCAAGAAGAACCCCGAUGGAGCACCAUUUGAUCGUUCGGGUUCCCAGGACUCCUUGGAUGAAUUAUCUAUGGAUGACUACUGGAAAGAACUUGAAAAUAUCCAUGAAACCAGGGGAAAUAAUCAUGAGGAACAGGAAGCACUUGUGGUGAAAGAGCCAGAUGAGGGGGAAUUGGAAGAAGAAUGGCUGAAAGAAGCUGGUCUGUCGAAUCUGUUUGGUGAGAGUACUGGCGACUCCCUAGAAAGUAUGGUAUUUCUAUCCACGUUGACCCGAACCCAGAAGGCAGCAGUUGAGAAGCGGGUAGAGACUGUCACACAAACCAUGAGAAAAAAAAACAAACAGUACCAGAUUCCUGAUGUCAGAGAUAUCUUCAGGCUACAAAGCGACUCAAAGGGAAAAGUCUGUGAUGGAAGUGAACCUUCAACUGUAGGAACAUGUGAAAACAAAAAUGAAACACAAGAGGAUGCAAAAGGUCUAAAGUUCAGUCUUGGGACUGAUGAAAAGACAAGCCUGCUUGAAGAUACACAACUGUCUGAAACUGCCAUCAAUUUGGAGAUAUCAUUUUCGGAGCAGGCUGCUAAUCUCAAAGACAGUUCAGUAGGCAAAAUGUGCAAGGGUGGAGGGGAUGACACUCUUCUUCCUAAUUUCAGAUUGCCGAAGGACAAAACGGGCACCACCAAGAUUGGUGACCUGGCCCCUCAGGAUAUGAAGAAAGUCUAUUCUUUAGCACUGAUUGAAUUAACUGCUCUCUAUGACGUACUUGGGACAGAAUUCAAGCAGCAAAAAGCUGCAAAAAUCAAAACCAAAGACUCGGGCUUGUUUGGUGUCCCACUCUCGGUUUUGCUGGAACAGGAUCAAAAGAAGGUGCCAGGCACCAAGACCCCACUGAUUUUUCAAAAGCUGAUUUCCCAGAUAGAGGAAGCAACACUGGAAACAGAAGGACUGCUUAGAAUACCAGGAGUUGCAGCAAGAGUAAAGAGUCUUUGCCAAGAACUGGAAGCAAAAUUUUACGAAGGAACUUUCAACUGGGAAAAUGUAAAGCAACACGAUGCAGCAAGUCUUUUAAAACUCUUCAUCCGAGAACUGCCUCAGCCACUCCUCACUGUGGAAUAUCUCAAAGCUUUCCAAGAUGUGCAGAAUCUUCCAACGAAGAAGCAGCAGCUGCAAGCUUUGAAUCUUUUGGUUCUCCUUCUGCCUGAAGCAAACAGAGACACUCUGAAGGUACUGCUUGAAUUCCUCCAAAGAGUAAUUGAUCAUCGAGAUAAAAAUAAAAUGACACUAAAGAACGUUGCAAUGGUGAUGGCCCCAAACCUUUUCACGUUUCGUGGUUUUGGCUCGAAGACUAUUGAACAAAGCGAGUUUGUUAUGGCAGCUGGAACAGCAAAUGUCAUGCGCUUUAUGAUUCAGUACCAAAAACUUCUCUGGACAAUUCCUAAGUUUAUUGUUAACCAAGUGAGAAAACAGAACACUGAAAGCCAAAAGAAGGAAAAAAAGGACAAAGCUAUGAAGAAACUUCUGAAAAAGAUGGCUUAUGACCGGGAAAAGCAUGAGAAACAAGACAAGACUCCUAAUGAUGCUGAUGUUCCUCAGGGAGUGAUACGGGUGCAAGCGCCUCAUCUUUCAAAAGUUUCCAUGGCAAUACAGCUGACAGAAGAACUGAAAGCUGGUGAUAUAGUAGCCAGGUUUCUCAGCCAGAAAAGUGGAAAUGUCCAAACACUCAAGAAAGAAGAGGUCUUUCUGUAUGAAAUAGGAGGAAAUAUUGGAGAACGCUGCCUUGAUGAUGAUACCUACAUGAAGGACUUAUACCAACUCAACCCAAAUGCUGAAUGGGUUAUAAAAUCUAAGAAUAGCUAAGUUCACAACUGGGGCAGAGGAACAACCUGUGGACUGACUUUGUAAUGCUGAAUGUUUCAAAGGGAUAAUGUGUGCUUUCACCAUUCUACUGUAUUAUAUAUAAAUUAAUAGAAUCUUACCUAGUUUAAAAAAAAAACGAAAAAGGUAAUAGAAACACAACAGUGAUUACCAGUAAAUUCUCAGUUUUUCAUACAUCAAAAUAUUAGAGAUAGCACAGUUUUCCUGCUCAUAUUUGGAAUGAGACUAAGUUAAAUAUUUUAAUGGAACUAAUCCACCUUAAUGACACUCCCAUCUGACAGAUCUUGUUUCGGAAGAAUUUAUUUUUCAAGCAGAUGUUUAAUGUUUUUAUAUUAGAGAUCUACAGUCUGUUUGUAUAGAAGUGUGUGUUGAUAUAGGUUUUUACAGUGUUAAUGCACUGGAGAACCAAAUUCUGAUCAGCACUUCUGAAUGGUACAGUAUUAAAAAUACUUAAAACCAGUCACAUGAAUUUCCCAAGUGUGAAAUUCACAGGAAACAACUGCAAUGCAAUAUAUCCUGUCUUUGUCUUUGGAAGUCCAAUUUUUUCACUUUUUAGGUAAAGUUUGAUGAAAACUAUGUAAAAACAACUGUGAAGAAUGCUUUCUAUACAGCUCUUUUGCUAGAUCUUUUUAAUAUUGUUUUUUAUUCUUACUCAGGUUUUUGAUUGUAUUCCUGAUACUUUUUUAAAAAAAUAAGACAAUAUGACAAAGUGAGUCAUUGUAAAGCUCACCACUCUUGACAGUGUCCUUUUUUCAGCAAUUAUAUGUGGCCAUGUUGCAUACACUGGUUUCACUUUUCUUGAACAUCUCAUAGAUUGCAAAGCAUUCUGUGAACUGCCAAAAACUGCCAAUUAUUAGCAGAAUACAGACUUUCAGGAUGAGUAAAACAACUGUGGAGAGAAACUGUAGUUUGAAUUUUGUAGCUAGCAAACCUUUCACUCAAAAUUAAUGUGAGGAUUUACUGUAGAGUGUACUCAUGCUUUUUGGAUAAUGUUGCAGCGUGACUACCAUUAGCUUUAUACCUGAUAUCUCUGGCCCAUCCUGGACAAGCUAGAAAACAAAUUUGGAUUUCCCUUAGGUUGGUGGAUGCUGUCUAAACCACUUAAAAAUGAAUAGUCCAUCAGGCGAACUAUUGCAAAUCCUUCUCUUUGUAGGGAAGAACUGAAAGUUCCCCAUGGAAUUCACUGGUGAUUGACAUUAACUUAAUGCAGUGCAAAGUGCUGUGAACUGUAGCUUCAGACACCUAGCCCUGUAGCAAUACUCUGGGCCUACUAACUUGUCUAACACUUUACAGUUUAUUUGCAAACUUGUUCAUCCACGCUUAAAUGCUCACACCUGCAUGCCAACUACCGGAAAUAACAACUGUGAAAUUAUACCCUUGGAGCUAUGUAUUUUCUUUUGGUGCACAUACAGAGUUAAAUUGACCUCAUAGAGAAUAUUCUACAAUCAAUCAGGGCCUGAAUUAGAUUUUUUUUGACUUGAUCAAAGCCACUAAUGGGGGGGAGGAGCACACUUACUGUUGUGUGUUGGUACAGGCCUUGACACUGUGGUGUUCUCAAAAUAACUGGGACUCUCAAUCUGAUAUAUAAGCAAUGAAACAGAACUCUGAAAGGUCACAGAAAAAUUAGGCACAGCGUUCGAACAAUUUUGGGAGCAUAAAUAUUCAUUGGUUCUUAAAAGUCAAGGCUAUGUUGUUAUGGGAAGGAAGUAUUGUUCUGAAGGAUUCUGAAAAGCCGAUUUAAAAAAAAUUGGGUGGAAUAUUGUUCUAAUGUGUCUAUACUAGUCUUGACGCCCCAUCUAACUGGGUACCCCUACAUGGCAUUGCACUGUGCCGUUAUGGGCAAAUCCCAUAAGAUAAAUCAUUUUUGUCAAUAGAACAAACCUACUUCCUGUUCUUUAUAUGUAAGGAAUAGAGUAGAAGAACAGUAAACAGAAAAAAACAAUAGGUAAAUAUUUAUGAAUCUGAUGUAGUAAAUGUGUUUUUGUCAUGUAAUACAGAAAUGUGUGUUCAUAAUACUUUAUGUUCUGUAAAAGAUUACUUGUUACUGGAACUCUAGAUGUUAUUUUAAUCAGGAGUGAAGUGCAGAUGAUAGGAACAGCUGUACAGUUUCAGCAUAAAAUUGCACAGGACUGCCCUGUGUCUAUGAUCAUUUAAAUAACUUUGUUUCUGUUUUAGUGCCAUUAUAUUUUUUAAUUUAAAAGGCUUUUAUAAUUAAAUGUUUUUUUCUGAA